Messenger RNA from Effrenium voratum, 1059 nucleotides. Lineage: Eukaryota; Dinophyceae; Suessiales; Symbiodiniaceae. The record is from the annotation of a GenBank genome assembly.
AUGCUGAUGGACAUGGAGGAGGCGAGCUUCGGUGAGGUCUACGUGGCUUCGGUGCACUGGGCGCUGACGCAGUUCACGCCGGCCACCAACAACAUCGCGCCGGGGAAUGGCUUGGAGAGGUUCUUCUCCAUUUGGAUCAUUUUGUUGGCGAUGGGCGUCUUCUCCUCCUUCAUCGGCUCCAUCUCCGCCACGGUGAGCUCCUUGCGCUCGGCCCGCUUGGAUAACAUGCAGAAGCAGUCCAAGAUGCUCCAGUUUUUCAUCGAGCGGAACCUUUCAGUCGAUCUCUACGGCAAGGUGCAGGAGGCCUUGCGCAAAGAGGGCGCCUUCCGAGUGCGGCUCAAAGAGACCGAGGUGAGCCUUAUCGAGGGCAUUCCAGAGCGCUUCAAGAUCCAGCUGCACGAGGAGAUGUUUGCGCCCAUGCUCGAGGGCCUCGGCAUUUGGCCGGUCUGGGAGGAGGACGAGGGUCGCCUCCUCUUCCGGCUGCUGAGCCACCGGGCCAUGGCGGAGCAGGGCUGCACCCCCGGGCAGGACGCCUUCAUCCCAGGCCAAGCCUGCCAGCAGGUCCUUAUGCUUCAAGAGGGCUGCAUGAACUACGCGGCGAAGGACUACAGCUGUGAAUGCUCCGCCUUAUCGGCUGCCAACCUUUGCCUGCCUGUGCUCUGGGCGGAGUGGUUCUACCGGGGUCGCCUCACAGCGGUGGACUCGCUCUGCUACUUUGUGACUUUGGGCUCGGAGGAGUUUGGCAAGAUCAUUCUGGAGGUGGGCGGCGGCAUUUUCAAGCACCUGCAGAUCCUGGGCUUCCUUCUAGUGGGUCACAUCGAGCACAUGGUGGAGGAUGGCAAGCAGGUGACCGACCUGGCGGAGGUCAAGGAGCUCCGCACCCGCGCGGAGCAGUUUACGGAGCUCUCCAACAGCUCAAGCUUGACCAGAAGCGGCAGCAUGUCGGCGCGCAUGGCCAAAUCCAUCAAAGCUCGCAGCACCUUGGAGCAUGAAGCGCAAGCGCAAGAAGAAGCCUCGCCGUUCGCGAAGACUUGUCAGAGCGACUCGCUGAAACUGUGA